AGGACAAGAAAAAUAUGAUAUUUCAAUUUGAACAAGUAUGGGACCAGGGAAAUCUAUAUGGUUUGAUAGCACAUAUAUAGUAGUACUUUUCUUCUUUUGUAGGUGAACCACAAUGAUUUGGUCCUGAGCAGUGCCUUAGGCCCUUCCCUAUUGGGCGUACGCGCACCCCAAUUGGUACAUCAUAUAUUUGGAAGAUUUAAACUAAAAACUCGUGCGUUGUUACUGCUGACUCUGCUCGACCGCCUUCUCAUCCUCUGCUGCCUUUUCACGAUUCCAGCUCAAUAAGCUCAUGUCUCCCGUCUUUCUGGGUUUCACUAAAUUCACCACCAAUAAGAAAAUACUUAACACAAAACACACGCCUCCGCUGGCCAUCCAGGCGAUCCCAACAAAUGGGUUUUUACCACCCAUAACCGAUCUUUGCGAAAUGUAGAUGUACUUACCUCCUUUGAACGGCAAUACCGGCCAAUGCAACCCCACCGAUACCUGGUACGUACCGGCCUUCAAAGUGUCAUCGUCGUUCCGGAGCACCAAUUUAUUGAAGGUUGGCAAGCCUGCUGGGUGCAUCCAGUUCUGGAACUCUUCCCAGGUACUGACAUCAGGGACGUUGGUCUCGUUGUACCCGUUGGGGAACCUCUUAUACCAGUUAGGAGGAGGCACGAUAUCUUUGUGAGAAUAUUUUGUUUUCUUGAACCGGUUCUUGUCCUUGGACCAGGCAAUUCCUUUGUUGGUCAAUUUGUAAUCAUCUGCCGUACCAUUAACAGCCAGCAAAGUAGACGAAAAUGUGUCAUUGAACAUGCUAUUGGCGAUCAACCCGCACGGGUAAAUGAUUUUGCCUUUAUGGGUGGACAUUGGUUGGCAGUUUUGACCCGAAGUUUCCUUCACCGUGUGCUUACUAGCAGCAUGGCCAAUGAUUUGUUCUUCACUGUACGACUUGACAAAUCUUCGGUGGUUGGCGUAGAAUUUCUCCAACCGAUAGAAGAAGUAGAUGGGGCCUUUCAAGUCCCGAGGCACAUUGAAUUGGAUCUCACACACGUUGGAUUCAUCUUCAAACUGCUGUGAUUCGUCUUUGCUCAACCGCCACUGGGGCUGUUUGUAGGAUUUAUCCUUUAAAUGAUAGUCCAAGUACUCAUCGGGAAUAGCCGACCAGUGGUCGGCGCUGGCCAACUUUUCACAGUGGGCGUAGUUGAUGGCCAAGUCCUGAACUCUAUCUGAGGCAUACCACAUGGCGGCUCCAAGCGGUACAAAAACAAUGGCCAAAAUCAACAAAAGAGGAAUCACAUUGCUGGCGGUGAAUACCGGGCUGUAGGCCUUCAAGCGCUGCUGGCGGAAGGCGCUGUUACCGGGUUUUCUGGACUUUUCUUUACGGGUAUCUUGAUGUUCCGAUACCGAUGAGGAGUCUGAAUCGGAGUGGUAGGCAUCGCCAUCGUCAUGGUUGUCCGGGUGCACACGGACCUGGGACGAUGAGGUGCGGGCCUGGUCGGCAUGGGCACCAUGGCCUUCGAACUGGUCGAGAGACCUGAAAAAAACAUUGAAAUAUGGAAGAUCAAGAAGUUGAUCAAGGCGUUGGAAUUGGCCCGUGGAAACGGAACCUCGAUGAUCUCGUUGAUCACCCCGCCAAAAGGACAAAUCUCGUUAAUCCAGAAAAUGUUAACUGAAGAGUAUGGUACUGCCUCCAAUAUCAAGUCACGUGUGAACCGGUUGUCAGUGUUGGGAGCUAUCACUUCUACCCAGCAGAAGUUGAAGUUGUACAACUCGGUUCCUAAAAAUGGGUUGGUGAUUUUCUGUGGUGAUGUCAUUACCGACGAGGGAAAGGAAAAGAAGUUAAAUAUUGAUUUCGAACCGUUCAAGCCCAUCAACACAUCGUUAUAUCUUUGUGACAACAAGUUCCAUGUGGAGGCGUUGAGUGAGUUGUUGGAGGACGAUGACCGGUUCGGGUUUAUUAUCAUGGAUGGUAAUGGAGCCUUGUUCGGGACCGUGACCGGAAACACCAGAGAAGUGUUGCACAAGUUCACGGUGGACUUGCCCAAGAAGCAUGGAAGAGGUGGUCAGUCAGCGAUGCGUUUCAGUCGUUUGAGAGAAGAAAAGAGACAUAAUUAUGUCAGAAAGGUUGCUGAAGUGGCUGUACAGAACUUUAUUUCUGCUGACAAGGUCAACGUGAAAGGGUUGAUUUUGGCAGGUUCAGCUGAUUUCAAAACCGAAUUGUCCAAGUCCGACUUGUUUGACGGAAGAUUGCAGGCUAAGGUGAUCAAUAUCGUGGAUAUUUCUUACGGAGGAGAAAAUGGGUUCAAUCAGGCCAUCGAAUUAUCAGCAGAGACUUUGGCCAACGUGAAGUUUGUGCAAGAAAAGAAGUUGUUGAACGACUACUUUGAUGAGAUUUCCCAGGACACUGGAAAAUACUGUUACGGUAUUGAAGAUACUUUGAAGGCUUUGGACUUGGGUGCUUGUGAGGUUCUCAUUGUGUACGAGAACUUGAACAUCAUCCGGUAUACCCUCAAGAACGCCGAUGGAGAAGAGACGGUGGUGCAUGUCAACCCAGAGUUGCCGGGUAAGGCGUAUAUGUUGGAUAAGAACACCGGAGCCGAGUUGGAAGUUGUAAAGGAAGAAACGUUCUUGGAAUGGUUGGCCGAAAACUAUAAGAAUUACGGUGCCAACUUGGAGUUUGUCACCGAUAGGUCAUCUGAAGGAGCUCAGUUCGUGCAAGGGUUUGGUGGGGUUGGAGCCAUGUUGAGAUAUAAGGUGAACUUUGAGCAGUUGGCUGACGAAUCUGAUGAAGACGAAUAUUAUGACGAUGACAGUGACGAUUUCAUUUAGAUGCCUAAUGGGAUAGUGCAUUGACCCAAGUAUGGGUGAAUAGCACUCAUUCGCCUAAGGUGUUUUCUAUAUACCACCCAUUUAGUAGAUUGUACUUUAUAUACAACUCAUUUUGAAGGUGUCC
This is a messenger RNA of Yamadazyma tenuis ATCC 10573, 2935 nucleotides long. NCBI's taxonomy places the organism in Eukaryota, Fungi, Ascomycota, Pichiomycetes, Serinales, Debaryomycetaceae. The record is from RefSeq and is a predicted model, not a curated record.